This is a messenger RNA of Solenopsis invicta (red fire ant), 1671 nucleotides long. RefSeq names its product ADP-ribosylation factor GTPase-activating protein 1 (gene ArfGAP1). Gene Ontology annotation, molecular function: GTPase activator activity. The coding region runs from base 224 to 1435 and encodes 403 amino acids. The transcript has 9 exons. NCBI's taxonomy places the organism in Eukaryota, Metazoa, Arthropoda, Insecta, Hymenoptera, Formicidae. The record is from RefSeq and is a predicted model, not a curated record. Gene Ontology annotation, cellular component: Golgi membrane. Gene Ontology annotation, biological process: regulation of endocytosis; regulation of ARF protein signal transduction.
AGUUUGAAAUUUCCCGGAGGAUGGGGACAACCUAACCUAAUCUCACCUCGUGACGUCAAUGACGGCAACGCCAGUCUCCAGGCGCAAAAAUUGUGUCCGACUUCUGCAAUCUGCAAUAUGUCCACGUAGUAGCCGAUCCUCCACCGUCCCGGAAGACGAGAACCGUUCGACAUAAUGGCUUCGUAGUUUCAGGAGAUUCUCUGACGAACUGACCGAUGUGACCAUGGCUAGUCCACGGACGCGGCGAGUGCUGAACGAAUUGAAGCCCAGGGACGAGAACAAUAAAUGCUUUGAAUGUGGCAGUCACAAUCCACAAUGGGUAUCUGUGACAUAUGGCAUUUGGAUAUGCCUGGAGUGCUCUGGCAAGCAUCGUGGUUUAGGUGUACACUUGUCAUUUGUCCGUUCUAUCUCUAUGGAUAAGUGGAAGGAUGUAGAAUUAGAGAAGAUGAAGGUUGGUGGCAACAGGAAUGCCCGAGAGUUCUUUGAGAGUCAACCAGACUGGGAUGAAUCCAUGUCCAUUUCACAGCGCUACAAUACAAAAGCAGCAGCACUGUAUAAGGACAAGAUUGCUACAUUGGCGAGAGGAGAGCUGUGGAGUCCCAACAGUUCAACGGCUAAGGAUUUUCAACCAUCGUCGUUUAUUAGAAAUAAGUCAGAGUACUCAUACCAGAGCGAUUCAUCCUCUUAUCAAAAUAUGGAUUCAAACAAUUUGAAGGCACAAACGGAAUUCUUCUUCGCGAAGAAACAGAAUGAAAAUGCCAAUCGUCCAGAUAAUGUCCCACCUAAUCAAGGCGGUAAAUACGGUGGCUUUGGUUAUCAAAUGGAUCCUCCACCUAAAAGUUCGUCCCAGGAACUGUUUGACACCGCAGUAUCAUCAUUAGCAACUGGUUGGUCAAUGUUCUCUUCCUCGGCAUCGAAAAUAGCGAGCAAAGCUACCGAGAAUGCAAUCAAGAUCGGAGGACUCGCAACGCAAAAGGUUCGUGACGGCACAUUAUUAGAGGACGUAGGAAUUCAAGUCAAUCAUUUGGUUACAAAGGUUGGGGAUAUAACGAGACGGGGAGGAUGGGGUGACAUUGCUGGGACCAAUUCAGCGGAACAACAAAGACAGUAUGAUUCCAUGGAUCGAUAUCAGUGUUCCUCUAUGUAUCAGAAUAGCGACUCAAUACAAUCGAAUCGCUCUAAUGAAAAAUCGUCUCUCGUAAGAAGCUCCAGUUCAAAAAGUAACAUUUCUGCUGGAGAUUCCUCCAACACAUCAAAUUGCGAUUGGGACUGGGGCAACGACGCAAAACACACUAGCAAGACGGUAACUUCAAAAAGGCAACCAAAGGCGGAAAAAAAGGAAGAAUCAUUGAUUAAUUUCGAAACGGACAAUAAAACGCAACAGAAUUGGAAUUCGAAAGCGGAAGACGAUGCUUGGGAAAUACUAAAUAAUUAACCCUGUUAUCAUUAGCGCGAAUUAAGGAAUGAGGAUAUCUCGGUAUAUGUUAAUUUUAAAAAGUACUAAAGAGAAUUAAAGAGAGAACGGAUGCACACCCUUACACGAGAUGUGUUUCUCUUCUAAAGUAACCCACAUUUUUUGUAAAAUAGGCUACAGUUUUGUUCAGUAAUUUGUAAUGCGGUAAAUGAUAAAUUGUAUAAUUUUUAUUAAAGUAUUGACUUUAUAAUAUAAAA